Molecule: messenger RNA, 591 nt
Organism: Cantharellus anzutake
Lineage: Eukaryota; Fungi; Basidiomycota; Agaricomycetes; Cantharellales; Hydnaceae
Exons: 2
Coding region: 171-434 (87 amino acids)
Source: RefSeq, a predicted model, not a curated record
CUCUGGUUCACUCAACAUCACCCUCCCUGAACCUUUUAACUUCCGUUCUCAAAUUCUAGUUGCUACUGUCAGCACCUACCACUACUUGACUUGCCAAGUGUAGCUGCCUGCUCCACCUGCCGUCCUUCCGCCUUUGCCACUAAACGAUCAGAUCUUCCGGAAAUACCAACAUGAGGCUCUUUUUCGUAGUCCUAUCUGCUCUCUUCGUUACCCCAUCCAUCCUUGCUGCUCCUCUCCCCAUUGAUCUCUCUGGAAGAGCACCAAUCACGGCCCUCCCCGCUCGAAGUCUGCCUCUUCCUGCCAUACGAAACUAUAGCGCAGGGCCAGGAGCUGAGCACGAGCUUCCUCACGGGGACCGCCGACAAUUCCAAUCUGGUCCACAGCAAGCGGAUCCUCCAGCGACGGAAAAUAACUAUUCUGGUCCUGGUACGUGAUGAGUGUCAGCCAGCCGAUGGCGAGGGAGGACAGGAGCGAUUUGGGUCUGGAGAUGCAGGUGUAGUUCGCUUGUGAGGUUGAGAGAGGGACGAGUCAAGGAGAACAGAGGGCACUUACUUUCGCUUUCGCCUCGUGUUGUUGGAUUGCGUCGUCCAG